AUGGUGUCAAAGUCCAUGCGAUGUGCUGCCGAAGCAGCAAGUAGGGCGGCGGCUUCACGAAUGCGUGCAGCCGCGAAAAGUGCUUCUCACACCUCAGCAGCAGGUGAUUCGUCACCUAUUGUUGUGAAUCGUCCACGUGGUGAGUCACCCCGUGCGGCAGAGCUCAUCUAUUCUGGCGAGUCGGAUGAUGUAUCCGACUCAAAGGCGACACCUCACGCCUCCGGGUCACCCGAGGCGGACGCUGCAAGAGCCAGGUUGACCGGCUCCUGUCAGCGCGGCAGUAUCAUGUCCGAGAUCUUCGGAUCGAGCGAUUCUUCCGACGAAUCGCCGCCUCACGCAAGUCCUUCCAACGAUAGGACGCGUGGGGAUGGUGGUGAUACACCUAUACAUCACCACGAGCAAAGUAACUCGAGCGAUCGAGGUGUCACUGGUGUCAGCGCUCACGCUGGCACCAAUCAAGAGGCCAGGGACGGAAAUGUUCUGCGCCACGCUCCUCAAGUGGAGUCUCCGUGGAUGCCGUCAUCCAGAGAGUUGGACCGGUUGGUCGGCAUGACAACCGAACGGGAUCGAAUCCCGUUGUUUGAUUGCAGGAGGAUUUGCUCACCUGAUUCCAGCACGGAAACUAUCCGUGCGGAGGAAUAA
Molecule: messenger RNA, 642 nt
Organism: Peronospora matthiolae
Lineage: Eukaryota; Oomycota; Peronosporomycetes; Peronosporales; Peronosporaceae
Source: the annotation of a GenBank genome assembly